Molecule: messenger RNA, 792 nt
Organism: Bathycoccus prasinos
Lineage: Eukaryota; Viridiplantae; Chlorophyta; Mamiellophyceae; Mamiellales; Bathycoccaceae
Exons: 1
Coding region: 1-792 (263 amino acids)
Molecular function (GO): S-adenosylmethionine-dependent methyltransferase activity
Source: RefSeq, a predicted model, not a curated record
AUGACUUCAUCUUUGACGCUGUUUACUACACCUUUCGUCGUUCCUUCUUCGUAUUCUUCUUCUCGAAGGUUUACUGCGAGGACGACGAGACGAAUCCAUCAUCGGAGCGUUGUCUUCACGACGCGAACAAAAGCGGUUGUUAAAACGGAUGAUGAUGCGGAGAAAAAGAGUGCACGCGAGAUGACGAGGAACGGGGGAGUCCCCCCGGAGGAACAACCGAAAACAAACAGAGGCGCGCCUGGGAUGACCGUGUUAGAAAAAGAUGAUUCAGACGACGACGACGACCGUCCGAUGAUGGGGAGUUCGUUUCCCGAGCUCGAUUACUUGCAAGAACUCAUCGCGAUACAAAAAGACUGCCCGAAAGAGAUUGGAUUUUUCGGCACGCGAAACAUGGGUUUUUUACACCAACAGUUAAUCGAGAUCUUGGCGUACGCGUUGUGUUUAACUGGGAAUCAUAUUUUUACAUCCGGGGCGACCGGGACGAACGCGGCGGUGAUUCGCGGGUCGUUGCGAGCGGAACGGCCGGAACUGCUCACCGUCGUGUUGCCGCAGUCGCUGUCGAAGCAACCGGCGGAGUCGAGGGAGUUGUUAGAGAAGGUGAGUCAAGUGGAGGAGUGUCCGGAGAACGAUCAUUUGCCAUUGUUGGAGGCGAGUAGGAUAUGUAAUGAUGUCAUCGUGAGUAAAGUGAGGCAGGUUAUCUGUUUCGCGUUUCACGAUUCGACGCUUUUGCUGGACACGUGUCGAGAGGCGAAGGUGCAGAGGAGGAUGGUGACUCUGUUUUAUUUAGAUUGA